Messenger RNA from Macrosteles quadrilineatus (aster leafhopper), 1136 nucleotides. RefSeq names its product deoxyribonuclease TATDN1-like. The record is from RefSeq and is a predicted model, not a curated record. Gene Ontology annotation, molecular function: 3'-5'-DNA exonuclease activity. Lineage: Eukaryota; Metazoa; Arthropoda; Insecta; Hemiptera; Cicadellidae. The transcript is spliced from 6 exons. Bases 70 to 1068 code for a protein of 332 amino acids. Gene Ontology annotation, cellular component: cytosol.
CUCCCUAAUUGGUGUAUGUUUGGGGAUAAAGAGAUAAAGAUUAAAAAUAUUUCAGAUUGAAAUACAAAAAUGACUUUAACUGGAUACACAGACUUCGACGCCAACCUAUGGGAGAUUGUGUAUGAAGGUGUCUACAAUGGGAAUAAGUUACAUUGGACAGACUAUGACCGUGUCAUCAACCGAGCUCUUGCACGGGGCUUCGACAAGAUCAUCAUCCAGGCAACCGAGUUGAAACCCUGCAGAAGAGCACUGGAGAUAGCUAGGGAGUUCAAUGACCAUCCAAGAAGAGUAUUCACUUCAACUGGGCUGCAGCCCUCUUACCCACACAUGUACAUGGAUUUGCUGGGUCCCCGAGAGAAAUACAGACCUUAUGUAGAGAACAUUCUGAUCAAGAAUCGACGGUACGUCACCUGCGUCGGCAAGACAGGCCUCAUGUUCACAAAGGCUGGCAUCGAGGCAUGUUCCAAGGAAAAGCAGAUUGACUAUUUAAACAUGCAUUUGGAGUUUGCUGCAGAAUAUGGACUUCCUAUAGUCUUGCAAAGUCGGAACUCUGCAAAGGAAACUCUGGAGUGCCUGAAGGCCUUUGAGGGUAAAGUGACUCCUGUCCUGUCCAGCUUCUCAGGGACUAUGUCGGAGGCAGAGACAUAUUUGAAACUUGGAGCUUACAUUGGCAUCAGUGGCUGCUCCCUUAAGAGAACCAGAAACAUAAAUGUUGUGAAGUCGCUACCUCUUUCUCGAAUACUGCUUGGCAGUGACUGUCCUUACUGUAAACUCAAGAGGGAUUCUCCCUCCUACAAAUAUGUCAAGACUAAGUUCAGAGCGGAGAACCGAAGGUUUUGGUCACCAUCAGCUCCAGUUAAGGGUAGAACGGAACCCAUACAUGUGAUCCAACUAGUUGAAGCAACAGCAGGAAUAAGAGGAGUAGAAGUAGGAGUUGUUGUUGAAGAAACGUGGAAGAACUUUCAUGAUGUAUUUUUCUCAUCAAAUUCAUCACCAGAACUUACAGCGCCUUCUAUAAAGCACCCAGAAACACAGGCACAUUCGUGCACAGACAGCUUUUGCCGUUAAACAACAAAGUCUGAUCAAACAAUCAUAAUGCCAGAGGUCCAAGCCCUGCACUAAGAAAUGCAAAAACC